AAACAAAAAUAAAAUGAUGGCACUAGCCUCUUAAAAAUAUCACAUCUCUCUCUUGUCCCAGCUCUGGAGGUUGCUCGAUCUGAAGCUGCACAGCUCAUUUCCUCUAAUUUCUCUGGCUGUCUCAAAAUGGUUUCCUGCCCUUCAGUUAAGAACAUUCUCCUCCUAGACUCUGAAGGAAAGCGUGUUGCUGUCAAGUACUAUUCAGAUGAAUGGCCAACGAAUGCAGCAAAAGAUGCAUAUGAGAAGGCUGUUUUUGUCAAGACUCAAAAGACUAAUGCGAGGACGGAAGCUGAGAUAACAAUGUUUGAAAACAACAUCGUUGUUUACAAAUUUAUUCAAGAUCUUCAUUUCUUUGUCACUGGGGGUGAAGAUGAAAAUGAGCUCAUACUAGCCACUGUUCUCCAUGCAUUCUUUGAAGCAGUUAAUUCUCUUCUGAGGGGUAACGUUGACAAGAGGGAGGCACUUGAGAAUUUGGACCUUAUUCUCUUGUGCCUUGAUGAAAUUGUUGAUGGCGGAAUUGUUCUUGAGACUGAUGGAGACGACAUAGUUGCAAAAGUUUCUAGUAAUACUAUGGAUCCUGGAGCACCUUUAUCUGAACAGACUAUUAGCCAGGCACUGGCUACUGCUCGUGAACAUCUCACAAGAUCACUUUUGAAGUGAUACAAUGAUGAACAGACAAGAGACGUUGAGAAGAUGCUGCAAUAUCAAAAGCUUCCAUCGCACUUUCAACUCAUGCGGGCUGCUAAAAGCUUCUCUAAAGGUUCUUCUUCCUGCAUUAUAGUGUCGUUUCAUGCUUAAGGAGACUUGAGAGACAUAUUGUGUAAUGUGUUUGUUAUACAAUAAAAACAUAUUCUUGGAUUCUUAGUUUUCCUCUCUCUGCCCUUGUGCAUGUUUACGACAUCUCAGAUGGGUCUUUCUGGGAUUGUCUUAAUGUUUCACCGACGCCUCCAGUUUUACUAUAUGUCCGGUCUUUGAAUUUAUGAUGAAAAUGCUGCAUUUCAACUCUUGAGAGCGCUCUCGAGCACCAUUCUAAUCUUCUCAUUCUGGGUAGAAGUAAAGGUUGACAUUUGUGUAAAGACUCACAGGUCCCUCUAUGUUUUUUUUUAAACUCGGCAAAGGUCCUUAAAUUGAUGUAUAAAGAGGCACAUUACGG
This is a messenger RNA of Cuscuta campestris, 1153 nucleotides long. NCBI's taxonomy places the organism in Eukaryota, Viridiplantae, Streptophyta, Magnoliopsida, Solanales, Convolvulaceae. The record is from the annotation of a GenBank genome assembly.